AUGGUUUGUCUAGUGCUGGUGCUGCUGUGCGGUGUGCCGUACCUGGUCGCCCACCCGUCCACCGUCGCCUCCAAUCAACCCGCGGUCAACCCGGAGCAAAGGCACCUGCUGAGGCAGAUCGGUACGCUUGGGCUGCUCGUCGGUGCGGUGGAAGCGGAGGCCGCCAUCGAGGCCCGUCUGGAGCAGCUCCUGCGAGAGUUCGAGCGGUCGCGCCCGCAGGAUGUCACCCGCCGCCUGGCCAACAUCGAUCGGACGCUCGAGCGUGCCCAACUUUCGCUGGAAAUCCUUGGAGCCGGGCUCGAUCUAACGGCUGGCCUCAUCCCGACGGCAGCCCCCGCUCAGCUGCGCCGCGAGCUGCAAAAACGUGCGCAGCAAGCAGUCGGGCGGCGGUCCCGGGCCGUGGCUCGCGUCGGAAACGGAACGGCAACGCAGGUGAAGCGGCAGGUCGAGCGGCAGCUGGUGGAAAUGCGUCGCCAGUUGGCCCCGCGCCUCGAGCGCACCGUUCGCCAGCUCGAGCGGCAAAAGCAGCAGCAGCCGGGCGGGCUGCAGCUCACCCUUACCGCCACCAUCGGCACGGAGGCGGUCCAGCGCCUGCUCGCCCAAACUCUCCCGCAGGCCGGCGCACGCCUGUCGGAGCUGGUGCGCAACGGGCUGCAGACUCACCUCCGGCGAAUCGUGCAACGUCGCCAGGGCGAAGAGGACGACGAGGGUGAAGACAGCGAUCGGAAGGAAGGCGAAACGAACGAGCUCGCGGUGUCGGUGGACGGUCUCGGGGAGAAGUCCGAGUCGCAGGAAUCGGAAGCGUCGGAGUCCUCGGAGGAAGGGCCCGGCGGGUUGGUGGGUCUGAUCGCGGGGCUGAGCGGUGGUGACGAAGGGUCCGACGUCGGGGCCCUCAUCGGGACGCUGUCCGGGCUGGUGACGAACCUGUUCGGCCCAGGCGGGCUGGACGUGCCGGGACUGCUCGGAACGGGUACGUCGCUGAUCGCGGGCCUGCUCGGGGGUGAUGACAAUUUCGGCAAGGUGCUCGGCAGCUACGUUGGCAUCGCGAUCGAGGGCUUAUCCGGUGGGGGCGCUGACAUGAACGGUGCGUUCUUCGGUAACUUCCUCGGAGCGCUGAUCGCUGCCCUCAGCUCGGAUCCGGAGGAUGAAAACCUUCCGCUCAAGCCGAAGCUGUUCGUGCAGAACUUCUUCAGCGGGCUGGAGGAGGCGAAGCGCAAGGAAGACCCGAACGCGGACGCCGAGCAGUGCUGCCAGAAGGGUUCCGAUCUGUUCGCGUUCCUCGGCAACAUCGUGUCGUCGGUGGUCGGUGGCGUCACGAGCCUGGUGCUGAACGCGUCCCUCGGCUCGUCGGGUGGCUCCUCGCAGGGUUCCGCCGACGCGUCCGGCGCGUCCUCCGCCGGUUCCAGCGGUGGCGGUGUCCAUCCAACAGCUACCGCCCGCUAA
Messenger RNA from Anopheles coustani, 1443 nucleotides. RefSeq lists its product as uncharacterized. The record is from RefSeq and is a predicted model, not a curated record. The transcript has 7 exons. The coding region runs from base 1 to 1443 and encodes 480 amino acids. NCBI's taxonomy places the organism in Eukaryota, Metazoa, Arthropoda, Insecta, Diptera, Culicidae.